UAAGAAUGAGUGAGAAAGUAGAAAAUGAGAUAGAAGAGAAGGAGGAGAGAGAGAUGGUUGAUCAUUGGAACCACGAGCAUCCACUUACUUUGGUGGAAGCUCGUGGAGAAGACGACUGUUCUGGUUGUCAAACGCCUUUUAGAAGAGGAGAGAAAUGUUAUGAAUGUAGCCAGGCAUGUGGGUAUGAUGUCCAACUAAAUGAAGACUGUGCAGAGGCGCCGAGGAAGAUCAGACAUGCAAUGCAACCUCAACACACACUGGCUCAACAAUAUACCCCUGAGAGAUGGCAAGGCCGUUGUUGUAUCUGCCAAGGCUAUUUAGAACGCAUCUCCUACAGAUGUACGAGCGCAGAAUGCACGUUUAAGGCGCAUGUCAGGUGCGCGCAGGGAAGCGACAUGAUGUAUGGAGCUGAAGAUGGCGAGCGCAGCAUCAUACAUCAUCCGAGUCACCCCAACCAUGAAUUGAAGCUGUUCAGGAGAAGUUGUGCAUUCAAGUGCGAUGCUUGUGGCACAACACAUGCCAAAGGGAGUUCCUACACAUGCACUGCACCGGCGUGUCAGUAUUGGAUCCAUGAGAAAUGUGCUUCCUUGCCUCAGAAUAUCCAAAGGGAAGAACACAAUCAUUCCCUCUCUCUCUCUUUCCAUGUGCCGCUUCAAUAUCUCAAAUACAACUACCGUUGUGAAGUGUGCAGUAAAAGAUUAAUAUCCAAAUAUUGGAUAUAUCAUUGUGAGCUUUGCAGCUAUGCUGUCCAUCUCACCUGCGCCUUCACCAAAUCACCACACACCACUAGAGAGAAAGAAAUUAUGGUGUUUCCAAUAAAUGAUGUGGCUGUUGGAGAGGACCUAAUUGGAGCUUUUCUAAGGAGACAAGGAGUUGAUACACAUGCAGUCAUCCCUCAUCAAGAUGAUGUUGAUUAUGAGUUCCACCAUCACAAACUCAGAUUAGUCUCCUCAUCAUCAUCAUCAUUUCAAGAAGAAGUUUUGGAAGAAGAAAAUAGUGAUGAUGAUGAUGAGGAGGAAGACUACUCUUGUAGAAAAUCAGAGUUAAUAUGUGAUGGGUGCAUUACUCCGAUACAAGCACCAUCAUCUUCUUCGUCUUCUUCUUCAGGUAGUAAAGAUUGCUACUACAUGAGAUGUAGCAUCAGCUCAUGCAAAUACUAUCUUCACUUGGCGUGCUUCCAAUUGCCAACUCAGAUCUCCUCUCUUCCUCUCCUCCACAAACAUGAGAAUGGUCACAGCAGCCUUGUCCUUCGAUCCGGUGACAAUAAACCAUGGGAGUGGAAAUGUUGCAGAGUCUGCUAUAAAUAUAUGAAUGGUCUGUUUUAUGGUUGUACAAAAUGUGAUUACUUCAAAGUAGAUAUAAAGUGCGCUUCAAUGCCGGACACCAUAUAUCACGCAGCUCACCCGAAUCAUCUCCUCGGCCUUCGUUCUGCACAAGAUACGAGUAGGAGACAUGGUUUCAUCAAUUGUGAUGCCUGUGGAGGCUUAAUAAAAUUUGGUAACAGCUACGAAUGCAACAGCUGUGAUUUCAGCGUGCACUUUGGAUGUGCGGUGCUUCCGGCAUCAACCACCAGCCGUAGAUGGGACAAGCACCACCCACUGCUUCUGACGCACGACGCCACUCUAAACCAUCCCGGUGAAUUCUACUGCAAUCAAUGUGAAGAUUCAAUGAAUCCAAAGAGUUGGAUGUAUCACUGCCGCGACUGCGAUCUAUCCUUCCAUCCAGAUUGCUUUGUAACUACAUCCGGAUGGCUUAGAAACAUGAAGUUGGGGAAGGAAUAUGAUGUGAAUGCAGAAAUCCAUCCACACCGUCUCACCUAUCAACUUCUCACCACAAAAUACAGCUGCGACAUUUGCCGUUACGAUAUGCAUGGAAGCCAAGGAUUUUACUGUGCAUUAUGCAACUUCUUCAUUUGUUUCGAGCCCUGCGGUAGAAAAAUGAUCAAAGAUGGCAACAUUGAGGCCGUGGAUUGAAAAAAACAGUUCAAUGUACGUUUACCUUUUUUUAGUCUUGUGGACUUAUGUUUUUGUGUUACCUUAUUUGUUUGUGUGUGUUUUAAAUUUAGUGAAGGUUGUAGCUUGCUUCUUUUUUAAAUUACAAUUGCUCAAAUUUUUACUUCUC
Messenger RNA from Salvia hispanica, 2121 nucleotides. NCBI's taxonomy places the organism in Eukaryota, Viridiplantae, Streptophyta, Magnoliopsida, Lamiales, Lamiaceae. The record is from RefSeq and is a predicted model, not a curated record.